AGAGAGGRUUUUAUAUGGUCUUUUAGAGAAAAGUUUUAAAAUGUUUUACUAUAUUGCGUUUGCAUGCUGCAUUUGAAGUCGAGUUUGCCGUGAAAAUAUGGAAAUUCGAUCGGCAUAAAUUUUGAGUCACGUGAUAAAUCCAAAGCGCGCGCGUGAAAAGAUACAUUGGGAAGAAGAGUUCGCUGUGCUCGAAAAAUCAAGGAAAACUCUCGUGAACUAGAAACGAUUGAGUAUAUCUACUCUAAUAUCAAUACAGUUAUACACAAAUUAUACAUAAAUUGUGGAAAUGUCAGACACAUCAAGUCUAAGACGUAAUCUUGAGGAGCAAGUCACUUGUGCAAUCUGUCAUGAGCAUUACAGAGAUCCACGACUGUUGCCAUGUUUACAUACCUACUGUAAACAAUGCUUGGAUGAUCUUGUCAAGGCAUUGCACAGCAAAGAACAGAUUGUGUGUCCUGAAUGCAGAGAAGUUGUUAAGUUGGGUCCAAGUGGAACGAAUCAACUUAAAGUUCAUUUUCAAAUGAACCAACUGAUGUCGCUGUUGACCAUCUCAGAUCCUGUAGAAAAAGAACCAAAAUCAGAUUUGAUAUGUGAAAAUUGUACAAGCAAAGAUGCCUCUAAAGGAAGAUGCUUUGAAUGUUGCAAGUUCAUGUGCGACUUUUGCUUGAAAACCCACCAGCGUUUCCUGGAAACCAGAGACCACAAGAUCAUGACACUUGAAGAAGUCAAGAAACAAGGUGCUCCAGCUAUGACACAACAAGUUAAAUGUGAGAAACACAAAGGCGAAGUCCAAAAGCUUUACUGUGAAUCCUGUCAGCAGUUGAUUUGUCGUGACUGCACCAUCAUUGACCAUCGUGAUCACCAGUUUCAGUUUAUAGAUGACGUGGCCAGUACACAUGCAAAAAACCUCAGAUCUGACAUUAAGAAAGCUACCGUAACCAAAGAUCGUGUUCACUAUUCAUUGGGUAAAAUACAAAAGACAAAAAUGAGAAUCAAGUCCAAAGCUGAGAAGAUGAAGAAAGAUGUUGAUAAGUCAAUUGAUCAGAAAAUUGAAAUUUUAGAAGAGCAUCGAAAAAGUCUUAAAAAAGAGGUCGAUGCAAAAACAAUCUCUAAGAUCAAAAAACUUGACAAACAAGAGAUGGAACUGCUGAGAAAUAUAAAGAAUUUGAAAAGUGCUAUUGAAUUUACAGAGAGUGCUCUAAAAAGUACAAAUAUAAGCAUUCUGUCAUUGUCAUCAGAAGCCAGUUCUCGAUUGAAAUCAUUAAUAAGUGUGCGGCUCAAGGAUAAACCCUGUGAAUAUGAUACGUUGAUGUUUCUAGAGAUUGACCAGAGAUUCCAGGAAAUUGUCAAGCAAAUGAUGCAAAUUUUUGAAGGUUAUGAGCACAGGUCUCGCACAGCAACACCUUGCAUCCAUGCUGUUUAUCCUGCUCAUGGUCCACAAGGGUAAAAACAGCAGCAGAACUCACCAAUAGCUGGUAUAUCUUCUGUCUGAAGUGUAUUGUUGAUAUGUCAGGAUAUAGUAAUAUGAUGGUAGACUAAUGUGAUCACUAAUAUGGAUUUUAGUCAUAUAUAACUCAAUAAUCUCCUCUGUUCUUAAUGGUGAAGCGUUGCCCACGUGCAUGCGGGAUAUAUAGUCAUGCCGCGGAGCGGUAUUAUCGGAAACUUUUGUUGUUAAAUAAUAAAAAACAACAGAAGUUAA
Exaiptasia diaphana is the source of this 1699-nucleotide messenger RNA. Its product is annotated as tripartite motif-containing protein 45. Gene Ontology annotation, molecular function: zinc ion binding; ubiquitin-protein transferase activity. Gene Ontology annotation, biological process: positive regulation of DNA-templated transcription. Gene Ontology annotation, cellular component: chromatin; nucleoplasm. The transcript has 3 exons. The record is from RefSeq and is a predicted model, not a curated record. The coding region runs from base 287 to 1447 and encodes 386 amino acids. Lineage: Eukaryota; Metazoa; Cnidaria; Anthozoa; Actiniaria; Aiptasiidae.